GCUCGGCCACGCUACCUCGUUGACUACCAUACGAGAUGUUUUCUAGCUACACAUACGCACUCCCCCAGAUAGCUGGAACGACUCGUUCUGCAGUCAUUGUGUAACCUUUUGCAGAGCAAUUGAGAACGGCGUCUGGCGCGCAAAAGGUGACUCGAAAUCAUCGAUAGGUCAGCCGUUGUAACAGCUAUUGUGAUAGGUCAUCGAUCGAGCGUUGGCGCUACUUCGCCGUACAUCCCCGCGGAUUGUACAUGAGGAUCCGAUAGAUCGCAUUCGGCACUGGAGUAAGUGGGCAGCCGCGGUGGAGCACACUUUUUGUGCUUGAGCUUGAGUCGGUGAAAAGCUGCUCUCGGCGCACGACACUCCGUGGUAUUUGGGAGAGGAAGCCGAGGAGAAGUUACGCAAAUCGCCUGGACGCCAUGCCCGGACGCCCACUUUGGCAGGUUGCCGGCAAGCGAGAAGCGAGCCAAGAAGCCGAAGCCCAACAAUGGGUCGAAACGGUGGUCGGCGAAAGAUUUCCACCAGGCGUGAGUUACGAGGAUGCUUUAAGGGACGGCGUGUUGCUCUGUAAGCUCAUGAACAAACUGCAGCCUGGCUUGGUUUCCAAGAUCAACACCUCCGGCGGAGAUUACAAGAUGAUGGACAAUCUUAAUCAGUUCCAGAAGGCUUGUGUGAAGUACGGAGUACCUGACGUCGAUCUCUUCCAAGCUGUCGAUCUGAUGGAACGUAAGAACAUCGCCCAAGUAACAAACACUAUUUUUGCCAUAGGACGAACGACCUACAAACAUUCUGAAUGGCGCGGUCCUUGGUUGGGGCCAAAACCGGCCGAGGAGAACAAAAGAGCUUUCACGGAGGAGCAGCUAAGGGCUGGUGAAGGGCUCAUCGGUCUACAAGCUGGUACUAACAAAGGAGCGACUCAAGCGGGGCAAAACUUUGGGGCCUCGAGAAAGAUACUUCUUGGAAAAUAAUUUAUAGAGUUUGCACUUUUAAAAUCUCUGUUAGAGGUAUAUUUUAUUCAUAAAAAAUAAUCUUUUAAAUGGAUGUAUACGUAAAAAUAGUGCAAAGUUACGUAAUUGAAAGCGUUACAUUUAGCCAUACAUGUUUGAAGCCGUACACUUGUGAAAAAAAGAAACGGUAUUUUACAACAUUUCGAUGAUUACACGCGAUUGAAAAUUUUAACAAUACAUUGAGGAACGUGACAAAUAAUAUAAAUGCAUUAACGUUAGAUAUGCUAAUUUGUGUUUAAUAGAAUAAUACCCAUUUAACAUGUGACAUAAUGUAUUUAACGAAAUGUAAUAAACAUUGUAUGACAAUUUA
This is a messenger RNA of Odontomachus brunneus, 1314 nucleotides long. Its product is annotated as muscle-specific protein 20-like. The coding region runs from base 417 to 965 and encodes 182 amino acids. Gene Ontology annotation, molecular function: protein binding. The transcript is spliced from 7 exons. The record is from RefSeq and is a predicted model, not a curated record. NCBI's taxonomy places the organism in Eukaryota, Metazoa, Arthropoda, Insecta, Hymenoptera, Formicidae.